This is a messenger RNA of Funneliformis mosseae, 252 nucleotides long. The record is from the annotation of a GenBank genome assembly. Lineage: Eukaryota; Fungi; Glomeromycota; Glomeromycetes; Glomerales; Glomeraceae.
AUGAAUACUGCUCAACAAACUAACGGAAAAGUCGCCAUCGUUACCGGUGCAUCAUCCGGAAUUGGUCGUGGUAAAUAUGAUAUUUAUGAUGAAAUGAACUUUUUUAUUUAUAUGUUUCGUUACAUUAAUAAUAUAUCUGAAAAUUAUUUAGCAAUUGCGAUUCGACUAGUAAAAGAAGGGGCCAAAGUCGUUAUUGCUGAUGUUAGCGAAGAUGCUGGCAAGAUGCUUGCAAAUGAACUUAACACCAAGUAA